This is a messenger RNA of Diatraea saccharalis (sugarcane borer), 2735 nucleotides long. Lineage: Eukaryota; Metazoa; Arthropoda; Insecta; Lepidoptera; Crambidae. The record is from the annotation of a GenBank genome assembly.
CUUAAAACACUUAAUUAAUUGCAGAUAACUUGGUAUGGAUCAGUAUUGACUGUUCCUGAUUUAUUUUCCUUAAAAUAUAUUUGGAGUAAAUAUAUUACAUUUAUCUUUAAAAUUAAAUAAUUUUGCGUGAAAUCCAUACCUCAAUCUUUAUUUUUAUUCAUUCAAACCCGUGAACCUAAUAAAUAGAAGAAACUACCAUACUAAUUUGAAGAUACAUGAACUUUUGAGCUUAAAAAUGAUGUGAAAGAGACGUAAAACUUCCCCGGAAACACUUAAACUCUGACUUGAAGUUUCCCACCAUGACAUGAACAGCAACACCCUGGCUGGAAUCAGAACUCAGAGCGUCGAGCCUCCUCGCUCGACUGCUUACUAUUACGCUGACUUGGAGAAACUCAAGAGGACCAAACCUGACCCUAUUGAGAAAGACCCGAAUGAACUGAGCGAAUAUGUAGAAUCAAAUGAAGUAAUCAAUGACGGAGCCGUGAGAGAAGUCCCUCCGCUGAGAGAUAGACAGUGGAGUUUACCGGAGUACAAUAUACCCGAAAAUGGCAGGAAAGUGGAGGAGACAUAUUCGACAGCUGGGACAUUCCCUAUGCCCGAACCGAAGGAGAAGGAACCGUUACUAGCGGAGCUGGAGGUAGUCGGCAGGUUGCCGCUGACUGAGCUGGACGCGUCGUCCGGUGUGCGACGCAGCAGGAGUUGGUACCUCUGCUGUCCGAACGUUGCCGAUGAGGAGAUUUCUAGAGAGUCCUCUUGGAGAUACUCCAGUUUGAGGCCUGUAACAGCACCGCCCGCUCCUGGACAGAAUGGGUUUAAUGUUUUGGUAGCAUCUGAGAACAGCGGUCGUGAUGACGUCACCACUUUGAGAGCUGAACGCGACGCUCUAGCGAGGGCGUUAGCGGCGGAGAGGCAGAGGGCGGCCACCGCGGCUAGAGCCCACGACGCCAGGCUCGCGGAACUGCACGGGGUCAUAGCUGAACUGGUCCGGCGGCGGGCGGCGCACAAGCAAACCGCUGCUAUACCUGAGGAGGAACUGUCGGAUGAAUGCGAGUCCACCACCCAGCCGGCCGGCGAGCUGGACAACGACGCCGACAACUCCAGGACUGAACAGGUAAUGAACAUUGACACCAGCCCCGCAAAGUCAAAAGUCAAAGUCAAAAUAAUCUUUAUUCGGAUAGACUUCUUAAAAGUACUUUUGGAUCGUCCAACAUUUUUUCCCUACCACUCGUUCAGGACGUCUUUUGGCUGAUAAGAAGAACGAGCAAGAAACUCACCAGCUCUAAUAGGAGUAAUGACAUUUACAAAAACUAUGUCAUUACCAGAUCAAUACAUUAUAAACAGAGAUAGAAAAAAAAACCAUGGUCUUAUAAUGAUAACAUAAUCAUUUAAUAAUAAUGGAAACAAGAUAAUGAGUUCAGAAGUAAUCACCUAUCCAGUUGCUGGAUCAUCUCAAGUCCAAGCGUUCUUAUCUGUUAUAUAAUCGGAUACCUUAUAAUAAGCUUUUUUAAUAAGUAUUAUUUUAAUAGUAGAUUUAAACUGCAUGAUAUCUAAUUGUUGUAUUUUGCUUGGGGCCUUAUUGUAGAAGCGCACACAAAGACACAUGAUACAUGAGUGAAUUCGAAUUCGGGUACAGAUUUUUAUAGAAGUCCUCAAUUCAGCUAAUGUUUAAGUAACAAUCGCAUCACCUGAAGUCCAAUAUUAUUAGUGCAAUGUCUCCUCCACACAUUGGUGACCGAUAUAUUUAUUAUAGUUAUGACAAAACUAGCAGAAUUGCCCUGCUGGAGAUCAAAUUAUUCUUUAAUGAAUUUAUAAAUCAUUCAUCACUACAUAGUAUAAAACUCUCUGUCCCUAUAUCCCUGUGUAUGAUUAUAUCUUUAAAGCUGCGCAACGGAUUUUGAUGAGGCUUUUUUAUAUAAUAUUAUUGUCCUAUUUUGGAAGACAGGUCACAAUUUCACAUACAAUUUUAUAAAAAAAAAAAAAAAAAAAAUUUGCAAAACAACAAAUUUAUUUAUAAUAAAUAUAAACUAGUAAUUAUACACUAAAGCAACAAUCACAUUAAGUUAUAUUCAGAAUAACACUCUUUAAACUGAUUAUUUAAAUAUUUACCUCUAUAGAGAUUAUGGUGUGAAUUGGAAACCUAAUAAGCCACAUUUAUACCAAAAUAAAUAGAAUUGAUAGCUUAUAUAUCCCAUUUUAAGAUAUUUUUAUUGGUUCAUAGUUUAUUAUGUAGUAUUUUCGGAAAAAUGUAAUACGGAGUUCAUUCAAUUGGUCUGAAACUAAGGUUUCGAUCCAUAAGUCCGAAAGAUGUCAUGUGAAAUAUUGCAAUGUUUUAUUUAUUUCUGCCAAUGUUCCUUACAAACUGCUAAGGGACAUAUGACAAAUAUAUAUAACGUCUAAACUUUUACAAAAGAUUCCAAAGGAAGGACUUUAUGUAUAAUACAAUAGUACGCUGGCGAAGCCGCUGGCGGAAAGCUAGUUAUAGUAUAAAACGAAAUCGCUUUCCCAUUUUAUCUGUACGAAUAUUAUAAAGAGAAAAAAUUUGAAUGUUUGUUUAUUUUUCCAUGGAAUAGACGCCAAAACUACUGGACCGUUUUUUAAAUUUAUGCGGGCAAAGUCAGGCGGAAACAGCUGGUAUAGAAUAAAAGUGUUCACUUAGUAUUAAAACUUGAAUUUUAUAUAAAUAGAAGCUUCAAUUAAUUUGUUCUAACCAUUGUUCUGGUCUUGAAACCCAUCUG